CAACUGGUGGCUACAGACUUGCAAAGACUAACAACAGCCUGAGACUGAAUGCAUAAGCUUUGCCGGUGCCAUAAAGCGCUGUAACUUUGUUAUGACUCUUAUCCUUUAAACCCUUUCCCUUUCAUGUGUAAUAAACCUGGAGUUUAGCGCAUCGCACUCAUGGAAAUAAGGCGCUGGGUUUUAGAAUUGUGGUAUUAUAUCUGGGGGCGUUAACACAUCUUCAAAACAAGUGUUAUUAGCUAAUCAAUCAAGGCAAAAUGCGGUGAGAGGCGAUUGUGCAGCGCAGAGAGGGAAGUGUUCGGCUAACGAGAAAUACCAGCUGUCCAGACCGCGUUAUUAUCACAUGUCCACCUGCACAGGACUAUACCACAGUGAAGUUUUCUGUCCUGAAACAGAUUCAUAAAAAGGAUGCAGCGUUCCCGGGUGCUGUUCUCAGAGGCAGAGAUGUCGCGGCGCUCCGAAGCGGAGGACAGGGAUGCGAAGCGGGUGGAGGCUAGGCUCCUCAGCAGACUGCACCGGUUGGACGGGGUGCGGCUCUACCACGUCAACACCAUGGCGCGUGAGCAGAGGCGCAUCCAGAGGGACCUGAGCGGCAUGAGGCAGGGGAGCUCCUGCCGCAGCUCUGGGGAAAUCUGCUCCGACUACGAGAGAGCACACCGUCCCCCAGGGGCGCCCAAGAGGGCCUUCCUACCCACCAUCCCCAGCGGGGCUACCAGCAAGCCCGAUGGACUCGGGUCUCAGAAACUCAUGCCCUUGCGGGGUGGAGGACAGGCUAUCCCAGCAGGCCUCUCUCACACUCUGCAGGCACGAAUCAACAAGUUCAUCGGUGUGGGGCGGGGGAAGGGGGGGUCGGAGCCGGUCUCCGUGGCGAUGGCAGGGGAGGGGUGGUGGUCCGAGGAUUCCGACGGGGGGGUGAAGUGCAGUCCUGAUCCGCGGCGCAGCGUCUCCCUCCCCCCCGUGUCCCCCCUGCUGGACCCCUCUCGCUUGAACCUGGACGCCCUGGCCCCUGACGGCUCCCUCCGGACGUUGUACACCCUGCCCAGCUUCAGCGAGGCGCUGGCCGAGGCAGGCAAGGCUCGCUACAUCCGGCACCGAGGCAUCCCUGACAGCGAGAGGGAGCUCUCCAUCCAGGACAUAUUCAGCAGGGCUCCCGAGGAGACUGCACACCAGCCGGAGCGGAGCUGAGGCAGGGCAGAGACGUCUCCAUGGAGCCUCUGGCUCUCGUCCUUUUUAGUGUUGACACCUCAAACAUAAAUGCAGCACAAAACUAAGUGUGAAACAGUUGUAAACGUUAUAAAUGUAGUAUAAAAAAUAUGUCAUACUCCUAGGCAUAAUUUCUCAAUAAUUAAAGAAACUAAACUUG
Acipenser ruthenus (sterlet) is the source of this 1363-nucleotide messenger RNA. Its product is annotated as coiled-coil domain-containing protein 190-like. NCBI's taxonomy places the organism in Eukaryota, Metazoa, Chordata, Actinopteri, Acipenseriformes, Acipenseridae. The record is from RefSeq and is a predicted model, not a curated record. Bases 409 to 1185 code for a protein of 258 amino acids. The transcript has 4 exons.